Molecule: messenger RNA, 3592 nt
Organism: Colius striatus (speckled mousebird)
Lineage: Eukaryota; Metazoa; Chordata; Aves; Coliiformes; Coliidae
Gene: PRKAR1A
Product: protein kinase cAMP-dependent type I regulatory subunit alpha
Exons: 12
Coding region: 167-1315 (382 amino acids)
Biological process (GO): regulation of protein phosphorylation
Cellular component (GO): cAMP-dependent protein kinase complex
Molecular function (GO): cAMP-dependent protein kinase regulator activity
Source: RefSeq, a predicted model, not a curated record
UGGUUUCCGGUGCGAGCCGCCGCCGCUGCUGUCGCUGAGGCCGCGGCCGGGCCGGGACGGGCUGGGGGCGGUGAGGGCCCGGCGGAGCCGCCCGCCACAGCUGAUCCUGGGAUCAACACAUCUUACUGCAUAUUCAUAAGCUGUUGCCAUUGUCUCUGUAGCAGCCAUGGCAGCUUCUAGCAGCAGCAGCAGUGAGGAGGAGCGCAGCCUUCGGGAAUGUGAACUUUAUGUCCAAAAACACAAUAUCCAGCAACUUCUGAAGGAUUGCAUUGUACAGUUAUGCACAGUGAGACCUGAAAGACCCAUGGGAUUCCUCAGAGAAUACUUUGAACGAUUGGAGAAGGAGGAAACAAAGCAGUUGUUGAAUCAACAGAAGUCUGGUUCUCGCUCAGACUCACGGGAGGAUGAAAUCUCUCCUCCUCCUCCUAUGAACCCUGUGGUUAAGGGUCGAAGAAGGCGUGGGGCCAUCAGUGCAGAAGUCUAUACAGAAGAGGAUGCUGCAUCUUAUGUUAGAAAGGUUAUUCCAAAGGACUAUAAGACAAUGGCUGCUCUGGCAAAAGCUAUUGAGAAGAAUGUGCUGUUUGCCCAUCUUGAUGAUAAUGAAAGAAGUGACAUCUUCGAUGCCAUGUUCCCCGUCACUUACAUUGCAGGAGAGACUGUCAUACAGCAAGGUGAUGAAGGUGACAACUUCUAUGUUGUUGAUCAAGGAGAGAUGGAUGUUUAUGUGAACAACGAGUGGGCCACCAGCGUUGGUGAGGGUGGAAGCUUUGGAGAACUUGCCCUUAUAUAUGGAACUCCUCGUGCUGCAACCGUCAAAGCAAAGACAAAUGUGAAGUUGUGGGGCAUUGACAGAGAUAGUUACAGAAGGAUCCUGAUGGGGAGUACUUUGAGAAAGAGAAAGAUGUAUGAGGAAUUCCUUAGUAAAGUCUCUAUAUUAGAAUCUCUGGACAAGUGGGAGCGUCUCACUGUAGCUGAUGCCUUGGAACCGGUACAGUUUGAGGAUGGGCAAAAGAUCGUGGUCCAGGGAGAGCCUGGAGACGAGUUCUUCAUUAUCUUGGAGGGCACAGCUGCAGUGUUACAGCGUCGAUCAGAAAAUGAAGAGUUUGUUGAAGUGGGCAGACUGGCACCUUCUGAUUAUUUUGGUGAGAUAGCUCUGUUGAUGAACCGGCCCCGUGCUGCCACAGUGGUUGCUCGUGGGCUCUUGAAGUGCGUGAAGCUGGAUCGGCCGCGGUUCGAGCGUGUCCUGGGCCCCUGCUCCGACAUCCUCAAGCGAAACAUCCAGCAGUACAACAGUUUUGUAUCACUGUCUGUCUGAAGCCUUCCUCCCUCUCCCAACCACGCUUCACCAACGCAGACUGCUUGAUUUCCCCUUGUGCAGAGCCACUUUGCCACUGGCAUUUGCAGCUUCCUGUCUGUUUAAAAAGAGAGAGAAAAGAGAAACCCAACUGCUUAUCAUGGCACUGUUUUUAAUUUAGAGCAUCUUGGUUCUGUGCUCUCUGUCCCAUUUGAUGGGUAGGGAAAGUUCUAUGGAAAUGUUUAAGCUUAGGGCUUCUCUCUGUGCACCAGUGUCCAACUUGGGUGAGUGCAGCCUUGCUUCAGUGAGAGACAGGGCUCCUGGCACCACACCAGCUGCCACAGAGAAGGGGGUGACAGUAGAGUGGGAAGGGAAAAAUUCCUUUAAAGGUGUCUUCUCAAACUGUUGACCAAUCUUUUUUCUGAGACUGUGGUCAUAAUCUGCUGUAUUCCUUUUUCAAAUGAGAACUGCCCUUGUAAUUGAGCUUCUUGGGGCUUGGGGUUUGCUUUGAUUCACUGGGUACUGUAUUCCCAGGUUCAAUCCUGAGGCACUGGCUGCUCAGAAAGCCACAGUUGGGAUAUAACAGUAUCAUUGUUCCUGUGUCUGCUGGUUUAAGGUUGCUUGGUUAUGUUUUUUGUCAAGUGUUAAGUCAAAGCUUUCAAGGUUACUAGUUCUGGUGAACCACUGCAGUUGUUACUUAAUUUGCUGACUGGCUGCAACCCAUUUCGGUUUCUUGUUCGUUCUUCAGCGAUAGAUUUGCCAUGGAAAACUCUUCCUGUCAAAGUGGCAAUAACCAAAUGUUACAUUAAAUGCCUGACUUUGGUCUCUAGUACAUAGGUUGGUGUGAGAAUGCUGCAGCUGUCCAGCUGUUAGUAAUGUCCAAGUACUUAGAUUGGUGUAGAAACUGGAAGCAAACACUUUCUUUUCCCCGUGACUCUUGCUUUGGAUUCCUCAGUUGACUUUUGAAAUCAUCAGCAGGUGACCCUUUGUUACCAGGGGAAUUAAAAACACUGAGUAUUUCUGGCCAGCAGCAGUUGCAGGUGACAAGAUUGCUGGUGUGUAGAGAUGCCAUUAUUCUUGGUGGAGAAGGUGAGGCAGAAAAAGUGAAUGUUGUAACUUUCCUGCAGCACUCAGCUAUUUUUAAGGUCUAAAAUCUGCCAAUCUGUAACUUUUCAAAUGGUUCACUCAAUCUAGUUGAAAUACAAAAGGUGCAUCAUCUUGCUUAUGGAAUUGACACGUUUCAUACUCUUUUUCUUUCCUCCCAAUACCUUGCAGAGUCUUAAAUGUGUUUCAGUAUUUACCAGCUUUGUGUUCCAUUGCUCUGUGCUCUCCAAUACUUCCCCCAAAGUUUGUACUGAAUUCCACAGUUCAAUGAUGGUAGGCAAUUUUUAAGGUUUCCUUUACACUGUAAUUUAUAUAAAGUAGGUUUGUAUUUGGGAGUGACAGCAAGCAGUUUUGCAUUUGUUGUGCAGCUACUUCUAAGGACAGAGCCCUUCUUUGCUUUCUGAGCUAAUACCGGACUCAAAAGCCACCAGACUCUCUCCCAGGUGUGAUGUUAAUCAGGAAGAGUCUAAUUGCAAAUGAACACUGAGCUUAUCAAGCCUUUACAAAAGAUUUCAGGGUAUUUCUCUACCUGAAAUGCCUCUUCAGAAGAUGCUGGCUAGAGGAUUUCUGCCAGAGUCCUUAAGGGGUAAGCAAAUGCUACCUUUUUGGUUCUUUUUGUUGUCGAUUUUUCUGGUACAACAGUUUUCUUAAGUUUUGACUCUCUCCAGGUUUAUUUUUCUUCAUUGUGUUCUUUGUGUUACUUUCAAAGCACCAAAAACUCUGUCAACUAGUUAGAGCUCACCAAACAAACACACAAUGCACAUUUUUUUUAUAGAAGGCUUUCUAAUCAAGUUUCACUACUGCAUCUUUUUAGCUUGCUGUUGACUCCCUUUUGUAGUUUUACCUACGAGAUUUUAAGAGAAAUCAGCCAAGUCUGAGUUCAAUAUUAACCAACAGUUACAGCUUUACCUUUGUGUGCAAUUUCAAGCUGUUUGACACCACGAUUUGGCAUAGUUUUGCCUUAGCUAACAUUCAGGGCUUUAGAAGGAAUUUUUUGCUAGUCCAACCUUAGUGAAUUUAUCAAGUCUAUUGCCCUAGGAAGCUAUAGUCAACCAGAGGACCAUUUUUGUAUUGUUACCUGACUCUAUCAGUCUGAUUUACUGUAUGUGCUAAUAUAUUCUAUUAUAUUCCUUUUGUUAUAGAUUGUCCUAAUGGCAGGUAAAGCAAUAAAAUGAUUUAAAUUCUUAAAUGCAA